This is a messenger RNA of Gopherus flavomarginatus (Mexican gopher tortoise), 9135 nucleotides long. RefSeq names its product cytoplasmic linker associated protein 1 (gene CLASP1). Gene Ontology annotation, biological process: mitotic spindle assembly. The record is from RefSeq and is a predicted model, not a curated record. The transcript has 45 exons. Gene Ontology annotation, molecular function: microtubule binding; kinetochore binding. Bases 709 to 5535 code for a protein of 1608 amino acids. NCBI's taxonomy places the organism in Eukaryota, Metazoa, Chordata, Testudines, Testudinidae. Gene Ontology annotation, cellular component: spindle microtubule; mitotic spindle; microtubule organizing center.
GCGCUGGGCUUUCGCGCCUGCCUGUGAGUCCUUCCAGUAGGUGCUGAGUGCGCAUGCGCUCUGGGGGUUCCAUUCUUACCCAGCCCCGGCAGCAGCAUUGGGGUGGAGGAGCAGCAGCCAUGCACUGCAGUAGGAGUGGCGGGAAUUAAGCGGGGUCUGCUGCUCCCGUUCUACUGCAUGCACCCUCUGUAACGUACAUGAGUCCGGCUGUAUUGCACCCCCCAUCUGCUCUUCCAGCAGCUCCAGAUUCUGUCAAGGCCUGUUGGCUGUCACCGUCUGAGAGAGACUACUAACUUGAAAUCUGCAAACUGAGGCAGACUUGAGCUGACACUGCUCCUUCACUGCAGAUCUGAUCAACAUAGGGUCUGAUCUAACUUACGCAUCCAGUAGACCGGGGUCAGCAGCCUUUCAGAAGUGAAUGGACUGCUGAACUAGGAAAUAUUCCAGACCCAAUAAUACAACAUUGCUGCACCACUCGCAGCUUUAUCUAUUACUAGUUAUUUAAACUGGACUUUUAAUAUCCUGCCAGCUGCUCUUCAGACACACAUGGUGCAUUGUUGUCAUUCCCAGAAUUGCAUCUUUGAAACCCAGGCCCUCAGUAACCUUCAUCGAACAAAGAGGCGACCUACAGGAUACAUUUAUAGUGGGGUUUUUCAGACCUACUGCCCUCUAGCUUUAUUCUCGCCGGUGCUGUAUUUCUAGCACACCAUGGAGCCCAGUAUGGAGUAUUGCUUAGCGCAGGUGCUUCAGAAAGACGUUGGAAAGAGACUUCAGGUUGGCCAAGAAUUGAUAGAUUAUUUCUCAGAUAAACAGAAGUCUGCUGAUCUUGAACAUGAUCAGACUUUGUUGGAUAAAAUGGUUGAUGGACUUGCCACAUCUUGGGUAAAUUCCAGCAAUUACAAGGUGGUUCUGCUGGGGAUGGACAUCCUGUCUGCACUAGUGUCACGGUUACAGGAUCGCUUUAAAGCUCAAAUAGGCACAGUGUUGCCAAGUUUACUUGACAGGCUGGGAGAUGCUAAAGACUCAGUGCGGGAGCAGGAUCAGGCUCUGCUGCUAAAAAUUAUGGAACAAGCUACUAAUCCUCAGUACGUGUGGGAUAGACUGUUGGGAGGAUUCAAACACAAGAAUUUCCGGACGAGAGAAGGGAUUUGCCUCUGCCUUAUUUCAACCCUCAACGUAUCCGGAGCUCAGAGUUUAACACUGAGUAAGAUUGUGCCACAUAUAUGUAACUUACUUGGCGAUCCAAACAGCCAGGUUCGAGAUGCAGCAAUAAACAGCCUAGUGGAAAUUUACAGACAUGUAGGUGAACGUGUAAGGGCAGAUCUCAGUAAAAAAGGAUUACCACAGUCUCGGUUGAAUGUAAUUUUUACAAAAUUCGAUGAGGUCCAAAAAUCUGGAAACAUGAUCCAGGGUGCAGGUGAUAAAAAUUUUGAUGAUGAAGACUCUGUGGACGGGAACAGACCUUCCUCGGCCAGUUCAUCUACAUCUUCAAAGGCUCCACCAAACUCUCGCAGAGUUGGCAUGGGGGCAGCUCGCAGACUUGGGUCUGCAGCUCUGGGCUCAAAGUCCACAGCAGCCAAAGAGGGAGCUGGUGCUGUUGAUGAGGAGGAUUUUAUUAAAGCGUUUGAUGAUGUCCCAACAGUUCAGAUUUAUUCCAGCCGAGACCUUGAAGAAUCCAUAAACAAAAUUAGGGAAAUCCUAUCGGAUGAUAAGCAUGACUGGGAGCAGAGAGUAUCCGCACUGAAAAGGAUCCGAUCCUUACUAUUAGCUGGAGCUGCCGAGCAUGAUAACUUCUUCCAACACUUACGCCUGCUGGAUGGAGCAUUUAAAUUAUCUGCUAAAGACCUGCGGUCUCAGGUAGUGCGAGAGGCGUGUAUCACGUUGGGACAUUUGUCUUCAGUUUUGGGAAACAAGUUUGACCAUGGGGCAGAAGCCAUCAUGCCAACCAUCUUUAAUCUGAUUCCUAACAGUGCCAAAGUAAUGUCCACUUCAGGUGUCGUAGCUGUUAGAUUAAUCAUCCGACAUACUCACAUCCCUCGGCUGAUACCCAUCAUAACCAGUAACUGUACCUCCAAGUCUGUUGCAGUUAGAAGGCGCUGCUUUGAGUUUUUAGACUUGCUGUUACAGGAAUGGCAAACACACUCCCUAGAAAGACACAUCUCAGUAUUAGCGGAAACAAUAAAGAAGGGAAUCCACGAUGCGGACUCUGAAGCCAGGAUAGAGGCAAGAAAAUGUUACUGGGGCUUCCACAAUCACUUCAGCAGAGAAGCAGAACACUUGUAUCACACACUGGAAUCCUCCUAUCAGAAAGCCCUGCAGUCUCACUUGAAGAACUCAGAUAGCAUAGUGUCCCUGCCUCAGUCCGAUCGGUCGUCCUCCAGUUCCCAGGAGAGUCUCAACCGUCCAUUGUCUGCCAAAAGAAGUCCUACUGGGAGCACUACAUCCAGAGCCUCUACAGUGAGUACAAAAUCCGUGUCAACCCCAGGAUCUCUGCAGCGGUCUCGCAGUGACAUCGAUGUGAAUGCAGCAGCUAGUGCCAAGUCAAAAGUAACAUCUUCUGGAGCUUCCACCCCCUUCAGUUCUGCAGCGGCCCUGCCCCCAGGCUCGUACGCAUCACUAGAUGGUACUACCACUAAACCUGAGGGUCGGAUCCGUACAAGGAGGCAAAGUUCUGGAAGUGCCACAAGUGGUACCUCAACGCCUGCCGAUACCCGAGGUCGCAGCCGUGCUAAAGUAGUUUCACAGUCCCAGCGAUCCAGAUCAGCUAAUCCUGCUGGUGCUGGCAGCCGGUCUAGUUCUCCUGGCAAGCUGUUGGGAAGUGCAUAUGGCGGACUGACCAGUGGAACAGCUAGAGUCCCACCAGUGCCAUCAUCCUCAGAAAAACGCAGCAAGAUUCCUCGAAGCCAGGGAUGCAGCCGAGAGACAAGCCCCAACAGAAUAGGACUAGCACGGAGCAGCCGUAUCCCCCGACCCAGCAUGAGUCAGGGGUGCAGCCGCGAUACCAGCCGUGAGAGCAGUCGAGAUACAAGCCCUGCCCGGGGCUUCCCUCCACUUGCUUCUCGACGUCAUUCCAGGUCCACUAGUGCUCUCUCCACUGCUGAUUCUGUUGGGCAGUCAGACCGGUUUGGACUUGGACAGCCAGGCAGGAUGCCUGCUUCUGUGAAUGCCAUGCGAGUUCUGAGCUCAAGCACAGAUCUGGAGGCUGCUGUGGCUGAUGCACUGCUGUUAGGAGACUCCAGGAGCAAGAAAAAGCCAGUGAGAAGAAGAUAUGAGCCGUAUGGGAUGUAUUCUGAUGAUGAUGCUAAUAGCGACGCAUCGAGUGCUUGCUCCGAGCGCUCAUAUGGUUCUAGGAAUGGAGGCAUUCCACACUAUCUACGACAAACUGAAGAUGUGGCUGAGGUCCUAAACCACUGUGCCAGUUCCAACUGGUCGGAGAGAAAAGAAGGGCUCAUAGGCCUUCAGAAUUUAUUGAAGAGCCAGAGGACACUGAGCCGAGUCGAAUUAAAACGGCUGUGUGAGAUCUUUACGCGCAUGUUUGCUGACCCUCACAGCAAGGUUUUCAGCAUGUUUCUAGAAACCCUGGUAGAUUUCAUCAUCAUCCAUAAAGACGACUUGCAAGAUUGGCUGUUCGUUCUCCUGACACAGUUACUUAAGAAAAUGGGAGCAGACUUGCUAGGAUCUGUGCAGGCAAAAGUUCAGAAAGCUCUGGAUGUAACAAGGGAUUCUUUUCCGUUUGAUCAGCAGUUUAACAUUUUGAUGAGAUUUAUUGUAGAUCAGACCCAAACACCAAACCUCAAGGUAAAAGUUGCAAUCCUGAAGUACAUUGAGUCCCUGGCAAGACAGAUGGACCCAACAGACUUUGUGAACUCCAGUGAGACCAGACUUGCUGUAUCUAGAAUCAUAACUUGGACAACAGAACCAAAGAGCUCAGAUGUAAGAAAGACUAUGCAUAGUUGGGUAGGUGAGGAUUUGCCAGCUAGAUCAACUACAGCCUCGUCAGGGCCUGGUGAAGGAAACUUGGAAGAGAAAUGUAAACAGGCAGCACAAAUAGUCCUGAUUUCACUGUUUGAACUGAACACUCCCGAAUUUACCAUGUUACUUGGUGCCUUGCCAAAAACAUUCCAAGACGGUGCUACCAAGCUCCUCCACAACCACCUCAAGAACUCCAGUAACACUAACGUGGGUUCUCCUAGCAAUACUAUUGGUCGGACUCCUUCACGGCACUCUAGCAGCAGGACCAGCCCCUUAACUUCCCCUACCAACUGUUCCCAUGGUGGACUGUCACCAAGUCGUUUCUGGGGUUGGAGUGCAGAUGGGCUGUCGAAGCACCCCCCUCCCCUUUCUCAGCCUAACUCCAUCCCCACUGCUCCUUCCCACAAGACUUUCAGACGCUCUUACUCGCCCAGCAUGCUGGAUUAUGACACGGAGAACCUAAAUUCCGAUGAAAUCUACAGCUCUCUUCGUGGAGUCACAGAGGCAAUUGAAAAGUUUAGUUUUCGUAGUCAAGAGGAUCUGAAUGAACCAAUCAAACGUGAUGGAAAGAAGGACUGUGACGUGUCUCGAGAUGGUGGAAUAGCUGCACCUGCCAGCGAUGUACGUGGAAGCAGUGAUGUCAUGGAAGGAGGAAGGAUGGCUCUAGAUAACAAAACCUCUCUACUUAAUACUCAGCCUCCACGCGCCUUUUCAGGGCCCCGAGCCCGAGAUUACAAUCCCUACCCUUAUUCGGACACAAUAAACACCUACGACAAGACUGCCUUGAAAGAGGCUGUGUUUGAUGAUGAUAUGGAUCAGCUUCGGGAUGAAGUAUCCAUUGAUCAUUCUGAUUUGGUGGCUGAUCUUCUGAAAGAACUGUCCAACCACAACGAACGGGUGGAAGAACGGAAAGGAGCCCUGCUCGAGCUAUUGAAGAUCACACGAGAAGAUAACCUGGGAGUUUGGGAGGAACAUUUCAAAACCAUUUUGCUCUUGCUGCUAGAAACACUUGGAGACAAAGAUCAUUCAAUAAGAGCGCUGGCAUUAAGAGUAUUGCGGGAGAUCUUAAGAAAUCAGCCAGCAAGAUUUAAGAACUACGCAGAGCUAACCAUCAUGAAAACACUGGAAGCACAUAAGGAUUCCCACAAAGAGGUUGUCAGAGCUGCUGAGGAAGCUGCUUCCACCCUGGCCAGUUCCAUACACCCCGAACAGUGCAUCAAAGUGCUCUGCCCCAUCAUUCAAACCGCUGACUACCCGAUUAAUCUAGCUGCCAUCAAAAUGCAGACAAAAGUCAUUGAAAGGAUUUCAAAAGAAUCUUUACAUCAGCUGCUUCCUGAUAUCAUCCCUGGAUUGUUACAGGGGUACGAUAAUACAGAGAGCAGCGUUCGCAAAGCCAGCGUGUUUUGCCUAGUGGCAAUUUAUUCAGUAAUUGGAGAAGAACUGAAACCUCACCUCGCACAGCUCACAGGAAGCAAGAUGAAGCUACUAAACUUGUACAUAAAGAGGGCCCAGACCACCAAUAGUAACAGCAGCUCAUCUUCAGAUGUUUCAACGCACAGUUAAUGGAGAUAUCUGGACAUGUGUGUAGACUUAGAAGCAAUCAGCGGUGCCUCUCAGAGACCUUUCUGCUACCCUUUCUUCAUUGGCACGUCCCAUCAACUAAAGGAGGCCACGCAGAUAUUUAUUGCAAUCAGUAUUUUAGUCCUUUAAAGCUUUUAUGUAGACUCUUAUUGGUACUGAAUGUAAAGGAAGCAAGGCCUGUGUUGCAGUCCUCAUUUAAGAAAAAACAACAGUAGAAAGCCAUACUUAAACAUAUUGGUAUAGCCAGCUGAAAUCUUUACCAUAUGUUUAGGUUGCAGUGUUUCAGAACUGAGUCCAAACAACAUGUUCAUGCUUAAAAGCACAGUGAGUCCUUUUUUUAGUUAAUUUGACACAAAGUUUUAUUUUUUAACGUUUUAAUUUCCUGCUGUGGAAGCAAUUUUUCCUUCUGAGCGUAACCCAUUUUGGCUAGACCCUUCACCUCACAAGUGCAGUGGUAUGUCCCAUUCUAUAACUCUGAUCUGAAACUUGCCUAAACUGCAAGAUAUUGAUGAUGAAAUCUUUGCAAAUAUUGCCAUGCUUCUGGCAUUUAAAGCUUUAAGACGGAUUGGUACCUUUAUUGAGUAAUAAAAAAAAUCCAAGUUUUAUAGAUAAAGAUCCAGAUUUCCAUAUGGGCUAAGAAUUUCUCUGCAGUUUUUCCCCACCCGCCAGUAUCAUCUAACAAGAGCAGCCUGGGUCUCCCGACUGUAAUGAACAAGGUUAACAUCAGCCCUGCCUUCCACCUUCUUCCGUUGCUCAGAAGCCCCUGAGGGUUAAUUUUAAAGGCAGGAUAGUGGGUUUGUCAUCAGGAAAUGUAAAGGGGAACUCUUAACUGGACAAAAUAUUCCUGUACAUUUAAACUUGCAGCUAUGGGGUUUGGCCCUAGUGUUUAAUAAGACAGUGCCCCCCCUCUCCUGCACACCCACACAUAACCUUGUGCCUAAAAAGCCUGCAGUGUAGUUAACCAGCAUUUUAACCUCUUCCUCGCUGACAGAACCAGAGUACAAUCCUGCAAGGCACUUAGCACCUCUGGAUAGGUGUUGAGUGGCCUCAGCUGCCAUUGGCUUCGGUGGAGAUGGAGUCACUCAGCCCUUGCAGGAUUGGGCCCCUGUAAUAGGCAAGGCUGGCAGAAUUCUUUAAUGGAUUGAUCAGCAUGGGGAAAACUUAGAACCAACCCAGCCCCAGUGAAAUAUACCAGCAGAGGGGCCCCCCAGGCUCUGCACAUCCCCUGCAGAGUUGCCUGGUGUCCCACCCAAGGAAGGCUAAUGCCAUGUCGACUCAACACCCCCCACUCCCACCCCCCAUCAGUAUUUUGAAAGACCUGAUCCUGAGAGGUGCUGAGUGGCCUUCUUCUCCCAUUGAAAUCAAUAAUAGUUGAGGCUGUCUCAGGACCUGGCAGAAUCAGGCCCCAAAGCAGAAGGUUUUUCAGCCUCUUUCAUCCCUUGUGUGAUAAAGUGGAAGGGACGAUCCGGCUCCUGUUUUUUUCAGGAUAGGCCCGAUCUUACACUGGCUGCAGGAUCAGGCCAUUUGUCUGCUGUUCUUCCUGCAUAUAACACUAUCAUAAGAGAGAUCUUUACUAGCCUGUAUUGUGGUUUUUCCCCAAAGACUCACCGCAGACUCGAAAAUGCCUUCAUUGGAGGGAGGCUGUUAUAAUCUGUGCUAGCCAAUAAAAUCCAGUUUCCCUUCACGUGGACCAUUCACUUUCACCCCUUCUCGAGAGGUUUUCUUCUUCAUUUUUUAAUUCUUGUUAUGGAUGAUUUGAAUUAUUUUAGUUUAACUUGAAUUAAUUUUCCCUUUUGAGGAAAUAUUCAAUCAGUCUGUUGGCAGCAAUCAGCUGUCCUGUUUGAAUUUUUAGGGUGUUUUAUUUUUAAACUGCUUUCCUAACAGUCAGUAUUUUAAAAGUCUCUUUUCCCAUCUCAGUUCAGCAUCUUCUGGGGGUCCAGACCCCAGAAGUGGGAUGCCAAGUCUGCGUAAUUGACUGUGUUGUGUGCUUAGUGCUUCCAGCUGUCUGACCGAUCGUGUUCCAUCCCUGUUUGCUGUCUGUUGUUUGAAUGGCACACUGUAGCGGAUCUGUGGGAAUUGAACUCCUUCUGAAAUGAUUUUAUAUAUUUUAUAAAAUACUGUUAGUAUGCACUGAGUGAAUGCACUGUAACGUCCAUAAACUGACCUGUCGCCUAUGCUGACACUACAGUGCGAAUUAACAACUCGUCUCUUAGAAAUACAUGUGAAAUAUGUUGCUGCUGCUGCUUUGAGACUUCAGUGAUGAGCUUGUAUUUCCAGAUGUUAUUAGCAGAAUUGGGGCUGCAAAUCACAGAACCAGGCCUUACUUGCUUAAUCAGAUACUGUUUUGUUUAUCAACAGAUGCUCAUUAAUGUGAUACUUUGUUUCAUUACACGAGUCAAUCAAGGACCGUUCAGCCUUUGAGUACUCUAGAUGUCUGUUACACCUCUACAUAGUAGGAGGCAUUCUGCUUCAAUUAUUUAUAAAGUCAUUUGCCUAUAAUGUACAUAGUAAGGUUGGUUUAGAGGUUUGAACAUGACCGGAUUUUCCUUUGAAGUACUCGAAGGGCUAGCUCUGAAUGUCACUGGUAUGAUCUCCCGUGUUCUGCAUUCUGAAAGCUGUUCAAUCAUAUUUUCUUUCGCAAGCAUGAAGGUCUCUCCGGCUACAAAUCUGACAGUGUCCGGGGACAUUUGCAGACAAGGAUCUGCAUGUUGGCGAGACAUCACUGCGACAGUCAGGCGGGUGUUAAUGUUUUCCCAGCAGUAGCCACCUACAACAGCUGCAUUUUUCUUGCUGCCCAUUAUACAGGGCUUCAGUUUUUGGUAUCUUACAAGAAAAAUGUUUCUUUGAUUUGCCCACCAUGCUUAUAAAGUCUGACUGUGAGGAACUGUGAAAAUACCAGCACCCUUUGGCUGUGGGGUUGCUUAAAUCUCAGACAAGGAUGGCCCUUCUGUCAUUGGCUGUACCAGUGCUCCGUGGGCAUGAGCAAAUCAAUUGAUACGUCCCCCUCACAGUUUUAAGUACAAUAGUUCUCUCAUGUAGUGCAGAAUUAUUGAGGCAUGUGGCUUUCAUAAGGUACACUAUGUGUGCUUGCCUGGAUUACAAUACAAGACCAGACUUCUUUUCUAUUGCUUAUUACUAGCUUACCAAUAACCUGUAUAAGUAACGUAACUCGCAUCUUUGUCAUCGAAAUCUUUUCCCCCUCCUCAUCCCUUUAUUUAUCAAGCAUAAUCUGACAUAUUAAGGGACAGAAAAUCAAACUUUGUAGAAUACAGCAGGACUUUGCUAACAAUAAUGUUUUAAAUGGGAAGUAAAAACUGCUCUGAAAAAUGUCAGCCAUAAGAAAUGAUUUUGUUGGCACGGUGUUCAUGUGCAUGUAUUUUUUUUUCUUUUUUUCCUUCUUUUUUUGGCUUUUGUCAUGUUACAUCCAUAUCUGUAUUUAUAUCUUAUUUGUUUAACUUUUGAGUGUAUCAUGGCAAAUGUACAGAUGUUUUUUUGUUAACAUUUAUGUGAUAGAAUUUGCUAAAAAAAAAAUAAAAUAAAACCUUUUGCGUUUGCCCUAGAAUAAAUGAAACUUAAGUUUAA